Molecule: messenger RNA, 978 nt
Organism: Bipolaris victoriae FI3
Lineage: Eukaryota; Fungi; Ascomycota; Dothideomycetes; Pleosporales; Pleosporaceae
Exons: 3
Coding region: 1-978 (325 amino acids)
Biological process (GO): GPI anchor biosynthetic process
Cellular component (GO): membrane; glycosylphosphatidylinositol-N-acetylglucosaminyltransferase (GPI-GnT) complex
Source: RefSeq, a predicted model, not a curated record
AUGUCAAGUCGCCAACCAAAGGGCCACUACAAGAAGCUUCUGUGGUUCAAGCAACCCUUCCCCGACAAUUACACAGACGAGGCCACUUUUCUUGACCACCUGCAGCGAAAUCCUAGGCUACAGCCCUAUGAGUUCUGGUCGCUCAUGUCCGAUGCAACCGUCAUUGUACAGCAUCUUGCGUCGGUCAUCAUCUUUUGCUGCUGCUUCGUAGCCAUCAUUCACGGUAGGGUGUCACCUGUCGCCGUAGUCGGAUGGGCCAGUAUGUGCACAGUGCUGGCAUGGGUCUUGUGGGAUCACUGGAUGGGCCAGGAGUUCAAGACGGUUGCCAGUGUGUCUUUGACGCCUACGUCAGAGAUAGACGAUGUCGUGCCACAAGCCUCACAAACCCUUUCGCCCAGGGCCAAGCAGCGUCUGGCAACUGCCAAAUCUGCCAUACUCAUCUAUGCGGCUUUGCUUGGGCUCAGUCCAAUUCUCAAGUCGCUCACUCGCUCUACAACGAGUGAUUCAAUAUGGGCCAUAAGCGCGUGGCUAUUGAUGAUGAACGUUGCCUUCUUUGAUUACAGCGCGGGUACAGAUGCACAACUACCAGCUUCGAUAUCUACAAACUCAGCAAUGAUGGCAUCGGCAGUGCUUGCUUCACGCCUGCCAUCUACCACCCAUGUCUUCUCGUUGACCCUAUUCUCUAUUGAGGUAUUCGGUCUCUUCCCAAUAUUCCGUCGUCAACUGCGUGCCAGGUCACCAUGGGGCCAUCUCACGCUGACAAUCACCCUGGUAACAUGCGCAUGGGGCAGUCUUUUCGUUACUCUGACAGGGAACGGCCGCGCCACGUUCAUAGCCGGCGCCAUCCUCGGGGGGAUUCUCACAUUCCUCAGCAUGGGAGUCUGUAGUUGGUGGUUGAUCGGUCUGCAAAAGUACAAGAACGAAAUUCAUGGCCCUUGGGAUCCCGCCAGGCCCAUCAUCCGUCGACACUGGGAUUGA